AUGGGUACAUUUCUUUCUUUCUGGCAGUGGUGGGAUUGGUCCUGGAACGGCCACGGCUGGUCCGAGAACGGCGACGGCUGGGAGAACGGCAAGCAAGCAGGCGACUGGUCCGGAGACGCACAAAACGCGCCUCACAAGGAGAAGGGAGAGAAGGUCACUGCAGUCCAGGCAGCAUUCGGCAACCUCAAGUGGGGUCCGCCCUUUCAGGAUGACGACCUUUUCCCGGAGGAGCCCAUUCGCCGCGUUCUGGACGAGGGCAUUGUUUGGGAGGAGCGCUGGAUCUCGCCACUGGCCGUGCGCUUCUCUCAGGGCAAGAUCCACCCCUUCUUCCACGAGCGGGGGCCGAUCUCUGAGGUAAAGAUUUGCAGCCGCUAG
This is a messenger RNA of Symbiodinium sp. CCMP2592, 375 nucleotides long. Lineage: Eukaryota; Dinophyceae; Suessiales; Symbiodiniaceae. The record is from the annotation of a GenBank genome assembly.